AUGGUGCGCUGUGCCGCGUCGUGGGACAAGCGUUGGAUGGUUUCUGGAUUGGUCGCCGCAGAAGAGGAAAGGAAGGAACCGGCGGCAGGGGAAAGAUGGCUUUUGUUUGCAAGCAGCCUAGCUCCAGCCCAGCCCAGCCCAGCCCAGCCCAUCCUAGCCCAUUAUCAGAGGCACGACGCAAGAGUCCAGCCCCAAACCCUCACUACCCUCUCCGUCUCUCGCCACCAACCGCGCCGCGCCGUCACUGGCCAUCCCCUCGCCGCCGGCGCCUCCCCGCCGCCACGCCAUGCUUCGGCUCCGAAGCUGCACCUCACCCAGCUCCUCUCUUCUCCCUACACCUCCCAUGUCUCUCCUCUCCACCGCCUCCUCUCCGCCGCAGCCGCCUCCGGCAUUUCUCCGGCAGCUUCCCCAGGCUUUGCCGCCGAGGAGUACCUCGUCUCCGCCUGCGGCUUGACCGCAGCCCAGGCCCUCAAGGCCUCCGCCAAGCUCUCCCACCUCAAGUCCCCCGCCAAGCCCGACGCCGUCCUCGCCGGCAUCGGCCUCUCCGCCGCCGACGUCGCCACCGCCGUCGCCAAGGACCCGCUGUUACUCUGUGCCGGCGUGGAGAGAACCCUGGCCCCCGUCGUCGACGGGCUCACCGGCCUCGGCCUCUCGCGCUCUGAGGUCGCGCGCAUCGCCGUGUUCGUCCCCGGCAAAUUCCGCUGCAGAUCCAUCGUCUCCGCUGUACAGUAUUACCUGACACUCUUCGGGUCCAUGGACAACUUGCUCCGGCUGCUCAAACGCGGCUUCUGGCUACAUGGUUCUGACCUCGAGAGGGUGGUCAAGCCCAAUGUCGCGUUCCUGCGGGAGUGCGGGCUACAUGAUUGCGACAUUGCCAAGCUAUGCAUCCGUGAGCCAAGGGUCCUCAGAAUCAAACAGCAGCGCCUCCAGGCGAUGGUGGCAUGCGCCAAAGCUCUCUGUGUGCCGCAUGGCUCUGGGAUGUUAGGAAAAGCGUUGCAGGCUGUCGCAUCCACUGACGAGGAGAAGAUUGCCACCAAAGUGGAUUACUUGAAGAAGACAUUAAGGUGGUCAGAUUCUGAGGUGGGCAUUGCUUUGCCCAAUAAUCCGAUGGUGCUGACCUAUUCUAAGGAGAGGCUGCAACGCUUAUCAGAGUUCCUCAUCUCCGAGGCGGGGUUGGAACCGGGGUACAUUGCUCAUCGGCCGGCAAUGCUCAAUUAUAGCCUGGAUGGUCGGCUCAGGCCCCGGUACUACGUUAUGAAGUAUCUCAAGGAAAACAGAUUGCUACAUCGCGACCGGGAUUACUAUUCUGCAGUCGCGCUGACUCCGAAGGUAUUCAUGGACAAGUUCAUAUGCCCACACAAGGAAGCUGCACCGCACCUUGCUGAAGACUAUGCAGCAGCUUGCAGAGGGGAAGUGCCAGCUAGAUUCAGAUUCACAUGAAAAUUGGUGGAGGAAACGGAUCGAUUGAUGAAGUCACUUACCAAGUGAGAGGACAGGGAGUUUUCCUCAAGCAAGAAGUAGCCGUGCAAUAGUUCAUACUUAUUUACUGAUUGUGGAUGGUGCUUUCUUUCUUUCGGGAGAAGAUAUGCUGAAACUGGAUGUAGAUGAUGUUUUUUUCCUUCUUCCAGGAGACGAGACGAACCAUGGUGGCUAUGGCUUUGCUGUAAUAUGAAUGGUUCUGAAGGCUCGGUUAGUUGAUGAUGCCCUGAAGCUUUAGUGACAAGUAUGGCCUGAUGACGGCACGGCUUUUAUUCAGGGAAGCUCCUAUUUCUCUCUCUCUCUCUCUCUCUCUCUCUCUCUCUCUCUCUUUUGCAAGUUAAGUAAUCCUUCUAGUGAAGGGGAGCCUUGGCGCAGUGGUAAAGCUGCUGCCUUGUGACCAUGAGGUCAUGGGUUCAAGUCCUGGAAACAGCCUCUUACAGAAAUGUAGGGAAAGGCUGCGUACUAUAGACCCAAAGUGGUCGGACCCUUCCCUGGACCCUGCGCAAGCGGGAGCUACAUGCACCAGGUUGCCCUUUUUUUUUUAAGUAAUCCUUCUAGUAUUGUACUAGAGAUUGUAACAUGGUGGCUGACAAGCUGCUGUUGCCUGCCUACCGGAUUCAUCAGCUCAACUGAGUGAGGCAACCUGAAAAAAAAUAACAAGUUGAAUAACUAGCAGCAUCUGGUUCUUUAAUCAAUUCAUACAUUGGGCUCCGAGCUUCCUCUUGCUAAGACAUGCUGGAUCUUCACUUGGAUAUAAACAAUUUGAAUGAGUUAUGCAUGCAUGUAAACAGUAAGCUCGAUGUAAAUUUUGUACUCUGAACUCUGAAUUUGAAUCAGAGUUGAAAGUUAACUCUGAAUCUUUCAGACGUCAUGGGCGAACUCUGAAACUUAUUACACCCAAGUCAAUUGUGAAGCCAUAGCAAGUGUUUAGAAAUCUCAAGGAGUGAAGUUAACUUGGAUCAGAGCUGAAAGUUUUUUGACUGUUUUUUUCACCAACAAUGUCAUGUCUUAUAAUUGGUGCCAGAAGCAAAUACUGCAAUUUUUUAUAUGCUUCAGUUUAGACUCUUUGGAGCCACAACUAUUUUAUCAACAUUUUCCAUUAUCACAGCCCCAACUGUGUGACAUGAGUUCUCAUGUUUUCAGAACAUAUGGGACUGGGCUUAACAAAUUAUGUUGAAAAAUCACUUUCUUAUCUUAAAAUACAUCAGUGGUUAGCAGAUCUUUAGAGGAAAGUUUCUAUUGUAUUCAUAUGAUCCCUUAGUAGGAUUCAAGGGAAACAUGCAACACAUGUGGUGCCUUUCAUAAGCUAAGCUGGGCUGUGUAAGUAAUUGUUCUUUAGGUAUCUUCGUUUACACUUUUUUAGAUGGUGGCUGAUUGAUAUAGCGGUAAUGUAGUGUACCUCUUUUCUUGGAACAAAUUACCUUUGGCUGACAAAUUGUGCACAUGUGUGAGAGAUUCCUUCAUCUGUUUGCAAAGAUUGCUUGUCCAGUAGCUUCCCUUUGGACCCUUUUACUGAUAAUUCUGUUAUUUGUGUUUUGAUUUUGGUGAUGUGCGUGAAUGAUUAUACCACAACUACUGCCAACUGGUGUUGACGAUGGUGUCUAACGUGUUGAAGGCCUGCAAUGAAACCAUUUAUGUUUCACCUGAUUGUAUCAUUCUUAUUUCUGAAAUUUAUCUGUCCAACAUUUGGCUAAACUUGGUGUGUGCAGAUCUGGAAAAGAAAAAGAUGCGGAGGAAUUCAGAGUGAGAUUUUGGUGGAGGACUGAUCUUCUCUCUCUAGCUUCCAGAGUGUUAUGGUCCUCUGAUUCCGAUUUCAUUGUUUGUGGUUGAUGCACACUCUGGAUAUUCGAUCUUUUUACUAGUGGCUCAUGCCCUGUUUGUUGUUGCAUGGUUUGCAAUGCAAUCACGCCAGUGUAGUUACAUCCAUAGUAACUAUCUGAAGUCAUCAUGAUUAAUUAUUUAAUUAGUGAAGUUGUGCCUAGAGAACAAUCUCCUUUAUGUCGCCAACAUUCAUAUGCAUGGGUUGGUCUUCCAGCCAAGUGGACGUCCUCCAUGGUUCGGUUGGCUUCUGAUGGGAAAAUGAAGCAUACUGCUCCCUCUGUAAACUAAUAUAUACUUACAGCGGUACCUAGCUGCUAAAUGAUCUGCUUCCAUUUUGGUUCCAUUUUUUGUGAGUUUCAAGGCUGAGCCGGUUACUGUUAUGCACAGGGUGGCGACUGAGCUGAGCGCCAUGGUGUGUUGCGUCCAGCGAGGGGCGCAUCCUCAAUGAGGAUGAUGAGGAGAGAACACAGCGGCAGCGGCAGCGGAGGGGGCUUUUUUCUUGGAGGAAUAUGUAUGUGCCUGGCUUGCGACAUGCCACCUGAACUGAACAUGUUGCUUGUAACACUGGUGAUUCAGGGAAAAGGGAAAGGAGGAAAGGUAGCUGAAGAAGAUCAGAUUGUCACAAACCAUUGCCGCGGCGAUGGCUGGACGAGAGCAGAGGAUACAAUGGUUGCUUGUGGAGAAUAACCGGCUGUGGAAGGAGGCGGGGCUGGGGAGUAGGAAGGAGCAACGGUUCAUUUCUUUAAUGCCUUGUCGUGCUCCCCUCCUGUGUCUUUUUAUCCUCCCCGCUCUCGGAGGUACUGGCAGGUGGAAAACAAUAUUCAGGUGGAAAGAAGGCACUGUCAGCU
Messenger RNA from Triticum aestivum (bread wheat), 4148 nucleotides. RefSeq lists its product as uncharacterized. The transcript is spliced from 3 exons. Gene Ontology annotation, molecular function: double-stranded DNA binding. Gene Ontology annotation, biological process: regulation of DNA-templated transcription. The record is from RefSeq and is a predicted model, not a curated record. NCBI's taxonomy places the organism in Eukaryota, Viridiplantae, Streptophyta, Magnoliopsida, Poales, Poaceae. Bases 1 to 1440 code for a protein of 479 amino acids.